GCCGGGGCUGCCGCCGGCGUCCACGCCGCCGCCGAGCUCGCCCGCGCGAAGAUGGCUGCGAAGGGCGCGCACGGCGCCCACCUGAAGCUCGAGGCCGAGCUGGAGCGCUGCCGCGCCGAGGGCCGCUGGGCCCGCGUGCCCGCGCUCGUGCGCCAGCUGCAGGCGCUCGCGCCCCCCGGCGCGCCCGGGCCCCGGCGGGCGUCCCCCAGCGCGCCCGGCGCCGCGGCGGACGCGGAUGAUUUUGGGAAGCUGCUCCUGGCUGAGGCCCUCUUGGAGCAGAGUUUGAAGGAGAACCACACCAGUAUCAAAGACUCCGUCCCUUUACUGGAGAAGAAUGAGCCAAAGAUGAAUGAAGCCCGAAACUAUCUGAGCAGCGUCCUUACCCAGGGGCGGCUCUCGCCGCAGUACAUGCGCGAGGCCAUGCUGAUCCUGGGCAAAAUGCAUUUCGUGGAGGGCGCCUACCGGGACGCCAUCAGCAUGUACGCCCGGGCCGGCGUCGACGACAUGGCCCUGGAGAACAGGCCCCUGUACCAGAUGCGGCUGCUGGCAGAGGCCUUUGUCAUUAAAGGCCUGUCCCUGGAACGCCUGCCCAGCUCCAUCGCUUCCCGCUGCCGGCAGACCGAGCGGGAGGAGGAGGUGAUCGCCUGCUUUGAGAGGGCCUCGUGGAUCGCGCAGGUGUUCCUGCAGGAGCUGGAGAAGGUCUCGAGUAACAGCGCCUCGCGGCCCCUGAAGGGCUCACCCCCGGCUGACUUUGAGCUCUCCUACUUCCUGGAGGCUGCGCUACAGAGUGCCUACGUGACCAACCUGAAGAAGGGGAACGUGGUGAAGGGCAUGCGGGAGCUUCGGGAGGUGCUGCGGACCGUGGAGACCAAGGCCACGCAGAGCUUCAAAGUGGUGGCGGCCAAGCAGCUGGCGGGCGUGCUGCUGCACUCCCUGAGCGAGGACUGCUACUGGGGGCCGCUGUCGCGCCCGCUGCCCGAGCUCACGGCCAGGGAGGAGAAGGCCUUCCUCACGCAGGCCCUGCGCAGGCCGCACCUCUACGAGGGCGACAACCUCUACUGCCCCAAGGACAACGUGGAGGAGGCCCUGCUGCUGCUGCUGCUGAGCGAGUCCAUGGCCACUCGGGACGUGGUGCUGAGCCGGGCGCCCGAGCAGGCAGAGGGCCGGGCCGUGAGCCUGCAGAACGCCUCGGCCAUCUACGACCUGCUGAGCAUCACGCUGGGCAGGCGUGGCCAGUACGCCAUGCUUUCCGAGUGCCUGGAGCGAGCCAUGAAGUUUGCGUUUGGAGAAUUUCAUCUCUGGUACCAGGUCGCCCUCUCCAUGGUGGCGUGUGGGAAGUCGGCCUAUGCUGUGUCACUGCUGCGGGAGUGCAUGAAGCUGCAGCCCUCGGACCCCACCGUCCCACUGAUGGCCGCCAAGGUCUGCAUCCGCUCGCUGCACUGGCUGGAGGAGGCGGAGCACUUUGCCUUGGCUGUGAUCGACCUCGGGGAGGAAGCCGGGGAGUUUCUCCCCAAGGCCUACCUGGCGCUCGGCCUCACCUACAGCCUGCAGGCCAGUGAUGCGACGCUGAAGUCCAAGCAGGAUGGCUUGCACCGGAAGGCCCUGCAGACGCUGGAGAGGGCCCAGCAGCUGGCGCCCGGCGACCCCCAGAUCGCCCUCUACGUCUCCCUGCAGCUGGCCCUUGUCCGCCAGAUCUCCUGUGCCAUGGAGCAGCUGCAGGAGGCCCUGAAGCUGAGCAGGGACGACGGGCAUGCCCUGCACCUGCUGGCCCUGCUCCUAUCCGCGCAGAAGCAGCACCAGCACGCCCUGGACGUGGUCGACAUGGCCAUCGCCCAGCACCCUGAGAACUUCAACCUCAUGUUCACCAAGGUCAAGCUGGAGCAGGUGCUCAAGGGCCCGGAGGAAGCGCUGGGGACCUGCCGGCAGAUGCUGCGGCUGUGGCAGAGUCUGUACAGCUUCUCCCAGAUGGGCGGCCUAGAGAAGGACGGCAGCAUCGGCGAGGGUGUGGCGGUGAAGAAGCAGAGCGGCUUACACCUGACACUGCCUGACGCCCACGACGCGGACUCCAGCUCCCAGCGCGCCUCAUCCAUCGCGGCCUCCCGGCUGGAGGAAGCUAUGUCAGAGCUGACCGUGCCCAGCUCCGUCCUGAAGCAGGGCCCCGCGCAGCUGUGGACCACGCUGGAACAGAUCUGGCUGCAGGCCGCCGAGCUUUUCAUGGAGCAGCGGCACCUCAAGGAGGCCGGGUUCUGCGUGCAGGAGGCGGCCGGCCUCUUCCCCACCUCGCACUCGGUGCUCUACACGCGGGCCCGCCUGGCUGAGGCCAAGGGCAGCCUGGAGGAGGCCAAGCAGCUGUACAGGGAGGCGCUGACGGUGAACCCCGACAGUGUGCGCAUCAUGUACCGCCUGGGCCUGAUCCUGAACCGGCUGGGCCACCGGAGCCUGGCCCAGAAGGUGCUGCGGGACGCCGUGGAGAGGCAGAGCACGUGCCAUGAGGCGUGGCAGGGCCUGGGCGAGGUGCUGCAGGCGCAGGGCCAGAGCGAGGCGGCCGUGGACUGCUUCCUGGCCGCCCUGGAGCUGGAGGCCAGCAGCCCCGUGGUGCCUUUCUCCAUCAUUCCCAGGGAGCUGUGACGCGGGCCGGGAUCCGGGAAAUACAUCUCAGCCCUGGCCCUGCCUCCCACCCUCCCGGGCCCUAGCUCUCGGCCGCUCAGAAUGCCUGGGUUCGGGAGCAAGAAGAGGCUGGAGGUGGCCCCCGGGAGCGUCGUCCGUCUCCGAUGCCCUGGAUGGUGCCUCCUGCCUGGACCCCCCUGACCCUGCACCUGCUCAGGUCUCCGAGCCUCAGCCCUUGGCUCACGGGUGCCAGCAGUGACCCCCUCAGAUUCUCCCUCAACCCCCCUCCCCCCGAGACAAUCAGCUUGAGCCUUAGUGCCCACUGGGCACUGCUGGGGGUGUCAUAGCAGCCUCACCUCCCCGUCCUUCGCAUCCAGGCUGCCACUGCCACCCGGGGUCCCAGCCUGACUCCGGCACCCGCACUUGCUCCCGCAGCCCAUGAUGGCCCAGCGCCGACCUUGGGCCUGCCCGUUCCUGCCUCUGCUGCCCCUUCUCCCUGCGCGCAGGCCCCAGCCACCCUCCUCAGCCCAAGGCCCCCAGGAGCAGCUCAGAAGGCUCCCCUUCUAGAACAUACCUCUGGCCAUUGCGGGCAGGCUGGGCCCUAGGGUGGCCCCAACCCCAGCCUGGUUCUUGAGGUCCCCCUGCCCAAGGUCAAAUAGGUACUGUGGUUGGAGAACCCUGGUGGGAGGGCGUUGCGCCUGCCCCCGCCCCUGAGGGUCCUGGACCAGGGGGCAGGCAGUGCUGGGUGCCCCCAGCCGCCCUCACUCACCGCUCGGGCUCCCUUUUCUGCCCAGCUGGGGGUUUGUUUGCCAGCUUUCCCGAGCACUGCUGUCGUUUCCCAGGCCUGUUCCUCAGGAGCAAGGGGCAGUCGGUGACCCACACUUGGCAGGGACCAGCCCCAGGCACCGAGCCUGCUGGCUGUGCUGGGACAACACUCUCUCUCUCUCCCUCUCUCUCUCCCUCUCUCUCUCUCUCUAUCUCUGUAUAUAAAUAGAUAUAUAUAUAUAUAUAUAUAUAUACACACACACACAUAUAUAUAUGAGAGAUCUAUUUUUCUCCCUGGAACUCUAUUAGGAAAAAAAAAAGCAAGUAAACCACAAAUGCUGUUGGUUUGCCUGGAGGUACCCAAGAGGCCAGGGGUCAGGGAUGAAUAAAGAGG
Molecule: messenger RNA, 3766 nt
Organism: Sorex araneus (European shrew)
Lineage: Eukaryota; Metazoa; Chordata; Mammalia; Eulipotyphla; Soricidae
Gene: TTC7A
Product: tetratricopeptide repeat domain 7A
Exons: 20
Coding region: 52-2628 (858 amino acids)
Biological process (GO): protein localization to plasma membrane; phosphatidylinositol phosphate biosynthetic process
Cellular component (GO): plasma membrane
Molecular function (GO): protein binding
Source: RefSeq, a predicted model, not a curated record